Molecule: messenger RNA, 3219 nt
Organism: Salvelinus fontinalis (brook trout)
Lineage: Eukaryota; Metazoa; Chordata; Actinopteri; Salmoniformes; Salmonidae
Gene: gltpd2b
Product: glycolipid transfer protein domain containing 2b
Exons: 4
Coding region: 607-1542 (311 amino acids)
Biological process (GO): intermembrane lipid transfer; ceramide transport
Cellular component (GO): membrane; cytoplasm; cytosol
Molecular function (GO): ceramide 1-phosphate transfer activity; ceramide 1-phosphate binding
Source: RefSeq, a predicted model, not a curated record
AGUGAGGGGGUUACUGUCGGUCGGUCGGGCUGGUCGGUGGGACAGACCACGCUUGCUUAAUCAGCCAGUGGCUGACUGAACACAGCUAAUCUCUGGACCCUUCCAUUGAGCAACAAGGUUGGAGACUGACACAGAGAGAUCAACAGUUUGGCAAACAAAAGAGAGGGAGCCAGGAGAGAAGGACUGGAACAAAGUCAAAGAAGGACACACCGGACAGCAGGGGCAAGAGAGUUGAAUUUGAAAUAGAGGAGAGAAAACUGCAACAGCAAAAAUUUAAGAUUAAAAGUUAAAGAUUGAUAGAAUUAUUGUCAUGGGUGUGGCCACUUAAAGCAGUGAGGCACAACAGCAGAGACAAAAGCAACUUUUGUCUGGUGGUUAGAGGGGGAGGGUGACAGAUUUAGGAAGACAGGGGGUUUAGAGGUAAAGGGGUCAAUAGAAAGACUGAGAAAGACACUGAGUGGGAACCGUUCAAGAAGAGAAGGCCAGAGAACUCACUCAUGAGGCAGAGGCAACGGUAUGGAUAGAUAGAAGCUGGCAGACAUAGUAGCAUAUCAAGGGGGAGAGGGGACAGAGAGGGCUAGGCUGAGUCACAUACAGGCAGUCGGCAUGGGGAUAAAGGGCAAGGCGGCUUUGGCCAUCGUGGUUCUACUGUUCUUCCUUGGCUCCAUGUGGCUCCAAGGAAGUUUGGAUUACCAGUGGGACUCUUGUCUUAAAGGUUACAUUCAGAUAAACAGUCCCCGCCAUCUGUCCAAUGGCAGUGAGGCUGAUAGUGAUGAGGACGGGGCCAUAUUGGAGGUGUGUCCCGGUCAGAAGUUCCAGGCGUCGGAGCUGCUGUCUCACCUGCUGGCUGCGCUGGGACCCACCAAUGACGUGCUGCUGCAGCCUUAUCUGGCCAGUUGGGACGAGCUUAUCAAGUUCAUGGAGGCUCUUGGACCGAUGGUUGGACUCAUAUCUCAGGAGAUUGAAGCCAAAACUUCCAUAAUUCGCGACCUGAUCCUGCGGGAGGCAGGUAGCAGCGAUGAGGGAGAAGUGAGCCUAGCCUUGGUGUUGGUGUCUGGUACCAGAGUGCAUGGUGGUGGACAGGAGGAGACAGAGGCCUCCGUGGCAGCGCCAAGCAGUGCCUACCUGUCUUUGCGCUCUAUGAUCCACACUGAGUUGAGCCGGGGCCUGGUAGACUUCCAGCAGAUGACAGAAUCUGGGUGUCGUACUCUGCUCCGGCUGCACCGGGCCCUGUUGUGGCUGCAGGUCUUCCUGGAAAAGCUGGGGGAGGGGCCUGUGGGCGGCCGGUUGCGGAGCCCCUCGGAGCUCUGCCGUGAGGCCUAUCAGCACACCCUGGCCCACCACCACUCCUGGUUUGUACGCAGGGCAGCAGAGAUAGCCUUCAUCGCCAUGCCUGAGCGGGGAUUCUUCUACAGGCUGGUGUGUGUGACAAACCAGGAAGAGGCCAGCGUGGUGCUGAACAGGGUGGUCCGGGCCAUCGGAGAGGUGUAUGACAGAACUCAGGGGGUCCUGGAGGAGCAUGGCAUGCUGGACCUGCCGUAGGAGAAGAGCGGGGGGGGGAUUCUGUUUCUGAGGGACCAGCCACGUCUGGACAUUACAGUAAUACUCUUUUCACGCUACUGAGCCGAACCAAGCUGAACUGAGCUGUACUGUGCUGGCCAGGUUACGCAUCCAUCAUGGUUGAAAUUAUGCUGGUAAGGACAAUGUGAAAAUAAAAUAGCAAAACCAGCACAUUACUGUUCGGGUUUGCAUAAUAGCAUGAAUUAGGUCUUACAGUCUAUCCCCUGGUGCCUUGUUCCAUAUGCUGUACUAUCUUUUAUCAGGCUAAAGUUCACAUGUGCGCAAGAACAAUGAGCUGCUCAAGUAAUCAUGAGUGAGUGCUCUCAACAGAGUUUACCUAAAGGGCCAAUUUGUUGAUGACCAAAGUGCUGGUGAAAACAAUCAAAAGAAGCUAAAUGUCUUCAUUGUACAAUUGAUAAGUCAUUGUCAUGUCACUGUUUGUCUGUGUGAGAUCACGCACUGGACUUGUUAUGGUGUUGGAAGACCAUAGACUGGUUGAAAAACAAAUCAAAUCAAAUUUAUAUAGCCCUUCUUACAUCAGCUGAUAUUUGAAAGUGCUGUACAGAAACCCAGCCUAAAACCCCAAACAGCAAGCAAUGCAGGUGUAGAAGCACAGUGGCUAGGAAAAACUCCCUAGAAAGGCCAAAACCUAGGAAGAAACCUAGAGAGGAACCAGGCUAUAAGGGGUGGCCAGUCCUCUUCUGGCUGUGCCGGGUGGAGAUUAUAACAGAACAUGGCCAAGAUGUUCAAAUGUUCAUAAAUGACCAACAUGGUCAAAUAAUAAUAAUCACAGUAGUUGUCGAGGGUGCAACAAGUCAGCACCUCAGGAGUAAAUGUCAGUUGGAUUUUCAUAGCCGAUCAUUGAGAGUAUCUCUACCGCUCCUGCUGUCUCUAGUAAGUUGAAAACAGCAGGUCUGGGACAGGUAGCACGUCCGGUGAACAGGUCAGGGUUCCAUAGCCGCAGGCAGAACAGUUGAAACUGGAUCAGCAGCACAGCCAGGUGGACUGGGGACAGCAAGGAGUCAUCAUGCCGGGUAGUCCUGAGGCAUGGUCCUAGGGCUCAGGUCCUCCGAGAGAGAGAAAGAAAGAAAGAAAGAAAGAGAGAAUUAGAGAGAGCAUACUUAAAUUCACACAGGACACCGGAUAAGACAGGAGAAGUACUCCAGAUAUAACAGACUGACCCUAGCCCCCCGACACAUAAACUACUGCAGCAUAAAUACUGGAGGCUGAGACAGGAGGGGUCAGGAGACACUGCAACGUAUCAUGAAAAACAAGUAACGUAUCAUGUAUUGUUGUAAAUUCUGAAGAUGCUGCCAAUGUAAUUCCAUAGGUCAGUGAUUGUUGUAAGUGUUGUUGUAUGUUGAUGCAUAAUUCAGCAUUGCCAUCAUUGAAUCAAAGGCCAAUCACAAGGCAAAGGACUUUGUCCAUGCCCCACAUCGUGAUUAUGUAAUAAUUUUAUAUGGGAUCAUUUGUGAAGAUCUUCUAGGGCUGCUGGACACAUCAGAUGGACUUUAUUCAGGGUUCUCAAAACCACAUUUACAAUGCAGUGAUUCACUGAUCUUAGCUACUGUUGUUGUCAUGGUUUAGGUACGUAUGCAUUACUACAAAUUUGACACUGCAGAAGGAAUAUUUUUGAUGUGUUAAAAUGUUCUUAAUGAG